Bombina bombina (fire-bellied toad) is the source of this 1078-nucleotide messenger RNA. RefSeq lists its product as uncharacterized. The record is from RefSeq and is a predicted model, not a curated record. Lineage: Eukaryota; Metazoa; Chordata; Amphibia; Anura; Bombinatoridae. The transcript has 4 exons. The coding region runs from base 26 to 745 and encodes 239 amino acids.
CAUUCACGUUCUUCAUACCCAUGUCAUGUUUUCAACACCUCAGAAGCUCAGCAGGUCCUAUGGGCCAUUAAUCCCAGGUUUAUCUGCUCAGUCCUCCACAUCACCCUCGGUUAACACUCCAUCUACCCCCAUAGAAUCUGAACCACAGGCAUCAACACCCCAUCAAAUGGAAAGUUUACAGAUCAGACAAAAUCAACAACAUGGGCAAUAUAUACGGUCUACAUCAAAUACCAGUCAUUGCCUAUCAUCUGCUGAUACCAUCCCAGAUGUACGGAGCAGAACACCAGAUACAGAAGUUGGAAGAAGCACAGCGGAUGUUGGAUGUCUUUUUAGAUCUAUGGUCACGGAUUCAGCAUCACUUUUUAAUGAUAUACAGGAGGAGGAUGAUUCAUCAAGAGAGGUUAUUAUAAAUCUAGUUCCAAUUUCUAAUCAUAGUCAGGAGUGUAGAUCUACAGACCUGAGAAGUGAAACUCCAGAUCUAUCACAAAUGGCACAAGAUCAGAUUUUAAAGAAUCAUGAGCCACUAGCUAACCCCUCUAAUGAGGAUGAAAAUCAAAAUCCUGUUGUGCAUUUAGCAGAAGAGCAGGACAUUGAGCAAAUAGAACAUGCACCUCUUCAGCCUGAACCUCAACAGCCUGCACCAUUUGAAGAGCCAGCUCUAAAUGAAAUGAUGAAUCUUGCACGUAGAUAUAGAGCUGACAGUAGGCAGAUUGAAGAAGUUCUGUCUGCGCAUUUAAAAAGAUAGGACAACUACAAUCAGUAAAGAUUAGAAGUAGACCGGGAAAUCUUUGAGUGGCAAAGGCAAAUGGGGACAGAAGAAACCAUAAAAUUAACAGGGCAUUGACAUUAGCAUUAAAAUAAUAUGCAUGUUGCUCAAAUUACUAUGCAGUGUAUUAUAGAAAUUAUGAGAGAUAGACAACAGGCCAAAGAUUCUUCUGAUCCAAAGGGCCAAAGGUUUCAGUAGUUUGCAUAGGCUUAGUUAUGUGAAUGGUAUAUAUAAGUGUUUGUGGUUUUUUUGACAAUUUGUUUAUUUAUUGUUACUUAUUCAGAUUGCUAUUAAAGUUCUUUAUUUAGUUUA